CGACCACAUAGCCCACCAUUCUCUGCCUACCUUCAGCUCGUCGCUUUUACUGCCACCAUCACGGUUUCCGUUUCUAUCUCGGCUAGCCAAGGAUUUGCUACGGGAGGCAACUUCUUCGGUAUUCCUCUAACUAAUGAGACUGAUCCAACUAUAACGACCGCCGUUCGAGCCACCGCAGACGCGGCGUAUUGGCUUUCAUGGGCAGCAGCAGCAUCUUCGGUCUCGUUGAUGAUCGCACUCAUGUUACAGCUGAUGCAAACAGAUGAGAUGUUUCUGGAUGCUCUAGAAAGAAUAGAAGGAGGCCAGAGUCUGAACCUCCCAAGAGUAGUUGUGGGAUUUGGGAGCUGGGUUGCUCUCUUGUUGCAAGCAGCG
Molecule: messenger RNA, 372 nt
Organism: Colletotrichum godetiae
Lineage: Eukaryota; Fungi; Ascomycota; Sordariomycetes; Glomerellales; Glomerellaceae
Exons: 1
Source: RefSeq, a predicted model, not a curated record